AUGGUCAUGCCUCCAACAGCAGCGACAACGAACCCCGAGACGAUCGCACGUGAUUCUGUCGACCCAGUGAAGCGCAUCAAUCGAGCGAUCGAGGCUCUGGACUGGCAAGCCGCGCAGGCCGCCCUAAACGUCAUCGACAACGACGGCUUUUGGGUCUGCUCUGCGACCGAGGCCGACUGGGAUCGCUACGUCGAGUCGGAAGAGCAAGAGAUGAAAUCGCGCCACUUUGAGUUUCGAGACGACUCAAUUUACCUCAUCGAGAUGAGCGGUGGACUUCACGGCAGCAUUGCGGAUGGCAUCGACGAUGCCCUCCGCAAUGCUGCCGUGAAGACCACCGGCCAUCUCGAUGAGGUAAAUUGA
Molecule: messenger RNA, 360 nt
Organism: Saprolegnia diclina VS20
Lineage: Eukaryota; Oomycota; Saprolegniomycetes; Saprolegniales; Saprolegniaceae
Exons: 1
Coding region: 1-360 (119 amino acids)
Source: RefSeq, a predicted model, not a curated record